AUGGCUUCCUCCACAGAUUCUUCUCCUUCAGGGCCAACUACCCCGGCAAACUCUUCUUCUGCCAAGCUGGCAUCCUCCACAGCCUCCUCUCCUUCAGACACAGCACCCACCACAAUGCCCUUCCCUCCAAAACCUCCCUCCUCCAUGGCCUCCUCUGCCUCAGACACCGUCUCACCCACCACCUCCUUCACCAGAGGCCCUGUCGCUCCCACAGCCUCCUUUGCCUCGGAGGCCUCCUCCACAGCCUCUUCUCCCUCAGAGACCUCCCUGGCCACCUCCUCUCCCUCGGACACUGCUCCAUCUGCCUCCUUGCCCAGCAGUGCCCCUGCCAGCUCCUCUCCCCCAGGUGCCUGCUCUCCCAGUGCUGUCUCGCUCUCUGCCCUCUCCGUCAGACCGUCCUGCUCCCCAGGUGCCACCUCUGCACCAGACUCUGUUCCCUUCCCUGUCCCCUUUCCUUUGGGAUCUUCUUCUGCCAUGGUGCUUUCCUCAGGUGCGGAUUCCUCCACCACAAGCUGA
Leptosomus discolor (cuckoo roller) is the source of this 516-nucleotide messenger RNA. The record is from RefSeq and is a predicted model, not a curated record. NCBI's taxonomy places the organism in Eukaryota, Metazoa, Chordata, Aves, Leptosomiformes, Leptosomidae.